UCACCCCACCUUCCGAAAGCUUGUAGCAGAAUAACAUCGUCAGCGGUCAGCCAUUAUAGGUGAAGGAGAUACGAAAGAUUUCGACGCAAUAUAAUCGUCAGAGAUACACGUUUGAUUAUCUAUUCGAAUUGCAUACAUUAUCAAGAUGCACACGAUAUCUGAGUAUAGUGUACCGGCGUUUCUUGCCAAGCUUUGGAAACUUGUCGAAGAUCCCGAAACUGACGACCUUAUUUGCUGGUCACCCAGUGGGAAAAGUUUUUUUAUUAGAAAUCAAGCGCAAUUUGCAAAAGAAUUAUUGCCACAUUAUUAUAAACACAAUAAUAUGGCUAGUUUUGUGCGGCAAUUAAAUAUGUAUGGAUUCCACAAAAAAGUAUCAGUGGAACUAGGUGGCCUAAAGUGUGAUAAAGAUGAAAUGGAAUUUGCACAUCUAUGUUUUAUUAAAGGAGCUCCAGAAUUAGUGGAGCGUAUUAAAAGAAAAAUGACGUCUACCAAAAUUCAAGAUCCGGGACUUUCUUCUUUUAAACCUGAAGUAAUGAAUAAAGUGCUGGUUGAGGUAAGAAGCAUGAGAAGCCGUCAAGAGCAUUUUGACAGUAAAAUGGUCGCAAUGAAACAUGAAAACGAGGCAUUGUGGAGGGAAUUAGCAAUGCUAAGACAAAAGAACUUGAAACAACAACAAAUUGUCAACAAACUUAUUCAUUUCCUUGUUACUCUUGUACAACCAUCAAGAGGAAAUGGUAUAGCUGUUAAGAGACGAUACCACCCAUUAAUGAUAGAUGAUUUAAGUCGUCCACAUAAACAAACCAAAUUGUCAAAGCCACAAACAUCUCCUACAGGACCGGUAAUUCAUGAACUUGAUUCAUCAGAACCUGAUUUGGAAUCACAAUACUUUGUUGCUGAGAUGCUAGAAAAUGAAAAUCCGACUGUUCAGAGUCCACAAGAGCAUAUUGAAUUUCCUAUAGAUGACGACAAUAUGGAAACUGUUCAUUUAAUUGAAGAUCCUUCGCGUUUAGAAACCAGCACUAAAAUGGACAGUCCACAUGAGAUUGAUAGUAACCAAAUGGACGGUUCACAUGAGAUUGAUGCAAAGAAGAAACGUGCUAGCAAGGGCAAAAAGAAGAAUUUAGCUAGGAAUAAAUUAAACUUAACUCGGAGGAAAAACAAGGUCCCCGUUAAAAUUUUCAUUCCAUCAUUGGAAAAUGAAGCAAGUGCAACAAGGAAAGAGUUGCAUUUGGUGGAAAUGCCUGAAGAUGAAAGAACACCUAUGCGGAUAGCUUUACAGAAAAACAAAAAGUCUUCUGGAAUUCCAAGAUCAAUACCUAUAGCGACUAUGCCUAGUUCAAAGCUCGCAGCAAUGGCAGCGAACAUGAAAAAAGAGAAUGAUGAUAUAGAAGAAAAUUCAGUUGAUAUAGAAGAUGAUACUGAAACUUUAGAUAAUGAUCCGUCUAUUGUAAAACUAGAAGACAUAUUAAUUGUUCCGGAAUUUAUGAACAACGACGUUCAAAAUGAGUCUGAAAAUAAAGGUGACGUCGAAUGUAAUAGAGGAUACAGGAAUAGGGGGCAUAAUAAAAUUGAUAAUGGUGAAAGCAUUUUGAUAGCUAACGAUAACGUGCAAUGUAAUGCAUUAAAACUUUCACGAGAUGAAAAGGACAAUCAAAAUAGGGCAAGCACGAGCUCAUCAAAAGAUUUAUCUUUGAGCUGUGUUAAUUCUGAUGCUAAUUACAGGUUAGAACCAACAGAAGAAUUCGAUAAUCAUUUGGAUACAAUGCAAACUAAUCUGGAUAAUGCGCGUGAAUACUUACGCAAUGAAUUCUUGCGUGGUGAUGGCUACAGCAUUGAUGCUAACACUCUUCUUGGGCUGUUUGACAAAGAUGAUUCAAUGACACUUGAUUUGCCAGUCAAUCAAGAAUUGAAUCUAAACAGUGAGAAAGAGAACGAUAAUACUUCUAUAAUUCCGGAUGCAUCUAACAAUGUAUCUGUUGGUGGAGAACUUAUAACAUAUAAUCCUCCGCCUAAUCUAAUGGAUUUUGAUGAUAUUUUAUUGGGUAAUGAAUCAUCUUCGUCGCCUAUCCCAUCAGAUUUACCUACAAAUAAUCUAUAUACUUCAUAUACAGGUCCUUUACAGGACUUGGAUGAGAAUUCAUUUUUUGACGCUUUAGUACCAAAUGAUAUGAAUACACCUGAUGUAAUAUAAACAUUAUUUCCGGUUGAUCACUGUUGCAUCCAAUCGUUUGGUUUCAGUAUGUUUUAUUCUGAAUGGGUCAACAAACCAAUAUCUUUAAUCAGCAAACAAAACUACGAAAAUAAUUAACAGAAGUGAAAAACUCAUUAUAUUUAACAAUCACAAAAAUCGUGUUUGAUGCUUUUUGAUGGAAAUCAUACCUGGAUUCUUAAUUACCUAGAAAGCUGCUGUAAUAUGGAGAAUAGGAUAAAGCGCGCUAUUGCAAACCAUGCAGUAUUUACUAUCAGAUUCAACAUAAGGAUAGUAUCUACAACAAACACUAUUGACAUUACUUAGCUUACAAAACAUAAUGCAUUUGAUAAAACAAACAAAUGUAAAAUAAA
Linepithema humile (Argentine ant) is the source of this 2562-nucleotide messenger RNA. The record is from RefSeq and is a predicted model, not a curated record. NCBI's taxonomy places the organism in Eukaryota, Metazoa, Arthropoda, Insecta, Hymenoptera, Formicidae.